UAUCUGUCAAGCUCACACCUGAACAUAGCCGCUUUUCUUGUCAAACUCCCAGAGAGCAGCACGGUAUUCCUCAGGAGCUCCCCAGACAUUAGAGCAAGGAUGAAGCUGGAGAAGUUUCUAGAAUCUCAAGUCUGUUCACGUUUUCAAGGGCGUAUUCAUUGAAAUGGCACCCAGGUUUCGCACUACUUUCCCAUAGCUUUGAGCCCAAAAUGCCCUAGACCCCAACUGCACCCCAUUUUCUUGGUUCUUCUAUUCUUCGCCGAUUCCAACUGACCCCAGCAUCACACGGUCUCCAGAUCCUGAGACCAUCAAUCAAGUCUUCCUCUCUCUGUACAAUCAGCUACAGGCAGGAUUUUUGGUCAUGUGUCCCCCAGUCAAUGUUCGCUAUGGGUCCAAGGGCAUGCCCUGCCUCUAUGCGGAAUGGCUAUACCAGCUUGUCCACGGAGACCAGAUGAAGAUCUGCUUUGCUUGCUUCAAGGCAGCUUUCCUAAUAAAUAGAUUACUGGCGAUGCAACACUGGGAAGGAGAACCGUGGGAAGAUAAGAACCAGGAACUAUCGGGGUCGGGAACCUCACCAGAGGAAAACCCUGAGCAGGAGGAAGACUCUGAGCCGGAGGAAGAAUCCCAGCCUGAAGAAGAAUCUCAGCCGGAGGAAGAAUCUGAGUUGCAGGAAAAAUCUCAGCCAGCAAAUGAAUCUGAUCCAAAGGAAGAAUGUCAGCCGGAGGAAAAAUCUGAUUCAGGGGAAGAAUCUCAGGUAGAGGACUGGUUAGGGCAAAGCUGGGCAGAGGGCCAAGAAAAUAAGUUUCAUAUUACAGUGGACGUCACUAAUCCUGACAUCCUGACCCCAGGCUCUAUAGGGACUGAGCUGCAGCCUGAGCAAGCUGUACUCCUGGACCCAUGCCCUGAGGAUUAUGACAGGUAUGGGGCAUAUCCCUGGAAAUUAGGUAGGUUCUCUCCCUGCCCCCAUCAGUGCAUCAUCCCCCCUCUGUCCUUCUGGGAUAUUUUCAAUGUGUAGCCACAUCCUAGGGAACCUCUAUUGUUGGAGUUGAGCCACGUCUGGCCCACGAACCCGCUGGUAGAAUCCUGCUUGAAGAAACAGAAUUUCUUCUUGGUGUUGUGUGGUUCCGGUACAGGAUGGUCCUUGGUGUCAAUGACUCCUUUAUGGGUAGUGAGGACCCAGGUAAACCGCUGGCAGAUGAUGCUGAAGCCUGAUGCCUUGGUGGU
Messenger RNA from Alexandromys fortis (reed vole), 1224 nucleotides. RefSeq names its product testis-expressed protein 19.1-like. The transcript has 3 exons. Gene Ontology annotation, biological process: spermatogenesis; placenta development; male gonad development. Bases 362 to 1015 code for a protein of 217 amino acids. Gene Ontology annotation, cellular component: nucleus; cytoplasm. NCBI's taxonomy places the organism in Eukaryota, Metazoa, Chordata, Mammalia, Rodentia, Cricetidae. The record is from RefSeq and is a predicted model, not a curated record.